Molecule: messenger RNA, 1371 nt
Organism: Penicillium verrucosum
Lineage: Eukaryota; Fungi; Ascomycota; Eurotiomycetes; Eurotiales; Aspergillaceae
Product: glycoside hydrolase family 76 protein
Exons: 4
Coding region: 1-1371 (456 amino acids)
Biological process (GO): carbohydrate catabolic process; fungal-type cell wall biogenesis
Molecular function (GO): mannan endo-1,6-alpha-mannosidase activity
Source: RefSeq, a predicted model, not a curated record
AUGUACUUUCUCGGAGGGUGGUCGCCCUUCAGAGGCGCUGUUGCUGCACUCAUCCUUUCUAGCGUAGCACGCGCAAUCGAUUUGGAUAUCACCGAUGAACAGUCGAUCAAAGAUGCCGCGAGUACGACGACUUACGCUAUGAUGAAAUACUAUUACGGCAACGAGACUGGUCAAAUCCCUGGAGCCUUUCCAGACAAAUGGUGGGAAGGAGCUCCACUCUUUAUGGCCCUCUUAGAAUACUGGCACUUUACUGGCGACACAACAUACAACGAGGAACUAAGUGUUGGAUUGCAAUGGCAAUCAGGCACAGACGGGGACUAUAUGCCAAGCAACUACAGUUCUUACCUGGGAAACGACGAUCAGAUGUUCUGGGGUCUAGCAGCUAUGACGGCCACUGAAUACUCAUUCCCGGACCGCUCGACUGGAUUCUCAUGGCUCUCUCUAGCCCAGGGUGUCUUCAAUACUCAGAUCAAAAGAUGGGAUACAUCCUCUUGUGGCGGUGGUCUACGGUGGCAAAUUUGGCCCUACCAGUCGGGCUACGGAAUGAAAAAUUCUAUUUCUAAUGGAGGGUUAUUUCAAUUAUCUGCGCGGCUAGCCCGCUACACCGGAGAUGCAAUCUAUCUCAAAUGGGCUAACAAGAUUUGGGAUUGGUCUGUCUCAUCCCCUUUGCUGAGCAACUCAACAUGGAAUGUUGCUGAUUCCACGGAUGUUGACAAUGAUUGUGCGACCCAGGGAAAUGCCCAAUGGACGUACAACUAUGGCACAUACCUGAUGGGGGCAGCGUAUAUGUACAACUACACAAACGGGACUGCCCAGUCUCAAUGGCUGACGGCAGUAAAUGGCCUAUUGAACAAGACGUUCGAGAACUUUUUCCUCACCGGUGGAAUUAUCGAGGACUAUUACUGUGAACCUGCAGAAAACUGCAAUAACAAUGAGAUCCUGUUCAAAGGACUGACGUCUACCUGGUUGUCCUUGACUGCUGUGCUUGUUCCAUCAGCAUUUGACAGCAUUAUCCCGAAGCUCCAAACAUCAGCCCAGGCAGCCGCUGCAUCAUGCACUGGCCACAGCAAUGGCACUUGUGGUGUCCGGUGGUACAAGUCUACAUGGGACGGGUGGAUGGGAAUGGAAGAACAAAUCAGCGUGACAAAGGUGUUCACAGCAAAUUUGAUCAAUUUUAACAAUACUGCGCCGGUAACUUCGGCAACUGGUGGAAAUAGUACUAGCAACCCGACGGCAGGCGAAAGCGAUACUACUACUUCCACUCAAACGACCACAGUGACAACCACUGAGAAGGCGGGCGCUGGCAUCGUGACCGCAGUUUUCGUGGCUGGUUGGAUUGGACUCGUGGCUUUCAUGAUACUUGGUGGUUGA